Molecule: messenger RNA, 4756 nt
Organism: Tupaia belangeri chinensis (Chinese tree shrew)
Lineage: Eukaryota; Metazoa; Chordata; Mammalia; Scandentia; Tupaiidae
Gene: ASPNAT
Product: aspartate N-acetyltransferase
Exons: 4
Coding region: 1-909 (302 amino acids)
Cellular component (GO): mitochondrial membrane
Molecular function (GO): L-aspartate N-acetyltransferase activity
Source: RefSeq, a predicted model, not a curated record
AUGACGGCGCCCAGCUGCCACAGAAGAGGGAGACGCAGCGCUGCGGGUCCGGCAGCACGGCUGCGGAUCCCGGCUCUCCGGAUCGCGCGUGGCGGCUGUGUUGCGGGGCGCAGGGGGAGGGGCGGGAGGCGCUGUCACGCGCUCUCUGCCCCUGUCCUGAGCUGCGCCAAGCGCCCCUCCGGAACCCCGAGCCACUGCCACCGGGGCGCGGGGCCGCCGGGAGGGCGCGGUGUGUGCAUCCGCGAGUUCCGCGCUGCGGAGCAGGAGGCGGCGCGCCGCAUCUUCUACGACGGCAUCAUGGAGCGCAUCCCGAACACGGCCUUUCGCGGCCUGCGGCAGCACCCGCGCACGCAGCUGCUCUACGCCCUGCUGCAUGCACUCUGCUUCGCGGUGACCCGCUCGCUGCUGCUGACCUGCCUGGUGCCAGUCGGGCUGCUGGGUCUGCGCUAUUACUACAGCCGCAAGGUGAUCCUUGCCUACCUCGAGUGCGCACUGCACACGGACAUGGCGGACAUCGAGCAGUACUACAUGAAACCACCCGGCUCCUGCUUCUGGGUGGCCGUGCUGGAUGGCAACGUGGUGGGCAUCGUGGCUGCUCGGGCCCAUGAGGAGGACAACACGGUGGAGCUGUUGCGCAUGUCUGUGGACUCGCGCUUCCGUGGCAAGGGCAUUGCCAAGGCGCUGGGCCGGAAGGUGCUGGAGUUCGCCAUGGUGCACAACUACUCUGCAGUGGUGUUGGGCACAACGGCCGUCAAGGUGGCUGCCCACAAGCUCUACGAGUCGCUGGGCUUCAGACACAUGGGCGCGAGUGAUCACUACGUGCUGCCUGGCAUGACCCUCUCGCUGGCCGAGCGCCUGUUCUUCCAGGUCCGCUACCACCGCUACCGCCUGCAGCUGCGCGAGGAGUGACUGCCGGCACUCACCCACCCACCACCCCGGCCGCCCCUGUCCGCCUGUGCUCGCCUGCCCGCCCGGUGCAGCCCUGCUUUCAGACACUCACCUUGGCGUUUGUCUUGGGUUUUCCUUUUCCAACAUCAUGCGGUUAGCUGGCUGGUUCUUCAGAGGGGUGCAGGGCUGUCAAUCAUCUGCAACACUUUGGUGGGGGUGGGUCAUUUACAGUCACAGCCCCUCACCUUUCCCAGCCUGCCGGGGCAGCUUGGCACGUCUUGAAGAGCGGCGCCGUGGACCACUGUGGCUGUCCACGAAGCUCCUCAGCCCACCACCAUCAGGGAAGGCUCAGCCUUGCCCACCAAGCACACAACCUCUGCAGUGAAGCCCCCUGGGAGCAGACCCCUGACCCCUGCCAGGCUAUGGCUCGGCCGUUGUCCCUGGAAGUGUGGCCUGCUAGACCAGCUGGCUGCUGCCCCACGGGACGCCAAGCUGGACACGGGCCUCGCUUUGCACUGUGCAUGCUGAGGAUGUGGCCUCGCCGCAGCAUGCCGCAUGCCCAUAGCCUCCCACCCACUGCCCUGCCCAGACUGGACCCCGAGACCAUGGCUGGUGAGCGCCCUGCCCUGGCCCUGAGCUAGCCACGGUAGGGUCUGCCCUGCCGCCCACCCCACCUGCUCUCUGGAGGGGUCUGGACUGCUGCCCUUGGCUUCAUCCACUUCCGCUUUGCUUUGACAUUAUGUCACCUUUCUUUCCUUUUGGUUCCUGCUCCCUCCCCUGCCCGGGCUUGGCUGAUUGGCGUCAUCACCCAGGUGUGGUUUCCGUAGCAACUUAUUGCACAGCCAUGGUGGGAUCCAUGGGGGGACAUCCCUCCCUCAGAGCCUGCUAGAGCACAGCGGCCUCUUCUAGACAUCCCCGAGGCCCUCCUGCCUCCUGGCUGGCGGGGUCUGCCCUGUGAAUCUUACUAACCCAGGCCGCUGCCAACAAUGCCGAGCCCACAGCUUCUCCCAGCCUGAAAACAACCCAUUUUCUAAUAAGUUAUUUAGACAGAAUAGCACUCUGCAUGACUUUAAUUCUUGGGACAAAAUGGUAGUUUAUACCUUAAGACACACACAUCUGUGUGGUGCUAGAAUAUGCACUAUUUCUGGCCCAGUGUGAGGGGGGUGGGUGGCCGGGUGGGUGGAGGUUCACAGUUUGAAAUCUGGAGGGAGACCCUGAUUUAGCAUAAUUUUCCCCCCAACAAGCAUUCCUGGUUUGCACGGAGCCUCCAGCCGCUCCUUUCCAGCCCCGGCCUGCAAGGCUGAGGGGAUGGAUCCAGUCUGUGGCCCCCGGAGAAGUGGAACCCAGGUCCUCUUCUCGUGAGAGGAGGGAGUGGUUCAUGCUGUCCCAUGGCCACUAGGCUCAGGUCAGGCCAGCUGUGCUUCUGGCCUUUCCUUAAGGUUGGAUGCAGGGGUUGUCCCGAGCAUGAGUUGGCCUGGGGAAGGGGGAGCAAGGCGGUGGUCGGCAGCAGCUGCAUGUCCAGCCGUGAGCCUGGGGCUGCUUUUGGCGGCAGGAGGGUCAUGAGCACCCACCCAGACCCCUGUGUGUGGAGGAGAAUUGGGGAAGGAAGGAGUGGCAGACAGGGCAGCUGGUCCCAGUCACCAAGGCCACGUGUGGGGCCACAGAGGGAUGUCCUUUAAAAGGCACUUCAGAAAUGAAGGAAUGGAGCAGCCCAACUUCCGAGGGGCCUUUUGUCCUGUUAGCAAUUGAGGUAUUUGCAGAACACUGUACAGACCCCUGCUCCCUGUACAUUUCUCCCUGGUGGCGCCCGGUCCCUGCUCGGGGAUGGGAGUUUUGUAGACUGUACAGAAAUUGGCCCCUAUUUUCUUGCAGCUCUCAGAUUUUGUUAAUCUGGAUUAUACAGACAGACGUAAAGUGUUUUAGCAAAACAGAAAACAAACAGUUGUGCCUUUUUCCUCUUUCUGUUUGGUCUGGUUUCGGCUUGGGGCUGGUCUUAGUUGGUGUGGGCCACGUCGGGAGCUGCUGGCGGGCCAAGUGGGAGGCAGUGUCAAGGGGACGUGUCUUGUUCCGUGGGGAGCUGGGGAUGCUAUUGAUCCUGUGCCUUUGGAGCCUCCAGUCCCUGGAGUGGGGAGUGUGUGGGACCUUGGAACCCACUGAGGUUAGGGCAGAGCCUAGAGGCCCUGGGGCUGCCAGGGUCUGCUUGACAUUGUUCUGGGGUGGGCUCAUGAUGCCCACCCAACUCCCUGGGGCUCAGUGUCCUAGGGCAGUGGUGGGGCCCUCUCCUGUUCUCGUGGUAUCUGUCUGCUCACAAGGGAUCUCUUCCCCAACCACAGGGCCCAGUGGUAAUGGGAUGGUUGCUGGACUCUUGACUGUUCUUUGCUGCCCUUUUGUUGCUGCCAGGACUUGGAAGAGAUGCUAGAAGGGGAGUAGCAGGGCUUGGACCCUGCUGUUUGUCCACUGAGCUGGGCAGAGGCACCAACGUGCCCACCAGGCUGGGCCUGAGCUGCCCCAGGCUGGAGCCCUCACCAGGCCAGUGUGCACCUCAGACGGGCCCCUGAAGGCCCCUAGGGGCAGAUCUCCUGUCCUCCCCCUGAGUUGGAGGCUGGUCGUGGGCCUGCCUGGCUCACCUCCCCCCUCCAGCCUGGGAGCUGAUUGCUCCACAAAUGUGCACUGACAAGAAUUUUAUAUGUUUGUAGAAAUUCUGAUGUUACUUAUUCUACCUCUGUGAAGCACCCUCCUGGGGUCCUGCCGUCCUGUGUCUGGUGCAGCUUCUCUGAGUUCACUAGCCCUGGGCCCUUUCCUCUUUCCUGCUGGCCCUCUGGCCUCCCCCAUGGGGCCCAGCACUGUGCUCAGGGGUCUGGGGCCCCCAGGGUUUCUGUUGUUUGUUUGGAAGCCUCUGUUUUUAGAGCGGGGAGGGUGGAGGCUGGGAGGUAGGAUGCUUUAGGACGUCAUUUGUCAGCAGAGGAGGCUGCAGCACUGACCUGACAAGCAGCUCCAGGCAGCUGAGGGCCCCCGUGUCUCUGGAUGGCCCAGUGCUGCCAGGGUCCUGAGGUCUCACUGAUGGGCAGUGGGCCUCUGCAGGCGGCUGGGCCCUGAGGAUGAGCGGCCAGGGUAGGUGACCUACAUGUGCUGAGGCUACCAUGUGGUCUGGCCCUGGGAAGGGCCAGGGUGGGCUGGGCUCCUAAGUGUGUAGGGGCUGACACCCACAGCUGUGGCAGCAUCUCCCCACUUUCCCCACCCCCACCCAGGCUUGUUUCCCACUGGCAUCUGCCCUGGGCUGGGAGGCCCCAUGGGCUGCAGCCUGAGGCCAUCCUGUUCUGAGUGUUCUUAGAGGAGGAGAGAAGUCUGCAGGGGUUGGGGCUGGGGUUGAGCUGUCUGGUGGGUGCUGGGAAGUUUUCUGGGCUGUAAGGGCCUGAGUUCUGUCACACCUGCGCCAGCACACCCGCCCCAGCCCUCACUGGAGCUGGCUUCCAGGGCUGUGUCUGUGGUCAAAGGCCAGGAACUAGGGUUUCUGGGCUUUGCUGGACUGUGGGGCUCCUUGGGAGGUCAGAGGUGGCUCCCCAGCCAGCACAGGGCUGUGGCAGACAAGGCUGCCCAUGCCCAGGGAGGGAGGAGCCGCACGUCCUGUUACCUGCUGACACGCCGUGUCUGUCCAGAAGCCUCUUCUCUGAAUCUGCUUUGACCACAAACCCAUGUUCUUUGGCUGAAGCUAUUGGGGUUUGCAUUCUGGGCUGGGGUGGGCAGACCCUGGACUGUGUCUCUCCUUGGUGCUGCUGCUACCAUGCUUCCAGUGCGGGUGUGACGUCUAUGAAGGGUGGGCAGUGGGACGCACAGAGCCACCCAGAGCCUGGGGUGAAGGAGAUGAGCC